Salmo salar (Atlantic salmon) is the source of this 6551-nucleotide messenger RNA. RefSeq names its product AP2-associated protein kinase 1. The record is from RefSeq and is a predicted model, not a curated record. Gene Ontology annotation, biological process: protein phosphorylation. Gene Ontology annotation, molecular function: protein kinase activity; ATP binding. NCBI's taxonomy places the organism in Eukaryota, Metazoa, Chordata, Actinopteri, Salmoniformes, Salmonidae.
UGAUGUAGUAGCCGAAGCUUGUAUUAGCCUAGCUUGCGUACAUAACAUGAACUACUAACUAGCUGACUAUUAUUUAUCUAUAUUUUCUAACGGAGCUAUCAAAACAAACUGAGAUCGGAAUGACCAUUUCCUGUCAGUUUGAUAUGCAUUUCCUGUUGCGAAAUAGCUAGCUAGCGGUUCGUGUGCAGCCUGCUAGCCGUUAGCUAAUUGUAGCUAGCUAGAUGAUGUGUUGUAGUAGGCUUGGAAAUAAUCAUAUUUGCCGAAAGACAUUGAAUAUGGAAGGAUCGUGUAACAUUUGCACGUUGCACCGGGGAUAUAUUGCAACGGACAUCAUUUUUGGAGGAUAACCUGGAUAACCUUAGCUACAUGAAAUGUAAUAAACUAGCCGCGGAGUUGGAGGGACCCACAACCCCCUGAACAGCUGUAUUGAUGGAGAAAUGUCCUCCAAGACGAUAGCAAAUAUAAUACUGUACAAGGUUUAGCGGAAUUAUUUUAGUUUGCUAUCUUGUCUCUAUAUCUAGUCUGUCAAGCAAAUAGUAGACGGGUCAUUCCGAGAUUGCUAGCUACUUAGUCAAUGAUGAGGUAGCUAACUGCUGCCAGUGCUGGUGAAGAAAUCACAGCUGUUUUGGCAUCUGCAAACAAGACUGGCUGUGUCAGACAAACCUUCGGCCUUGUCCAGAAAUACAAGAUUUGUGAAACUGGCACAAUACAUACAUUUGUGAAACUGGCACAACUGUAAACAAGGACAUUUGAGCAGUCUGUAUUGAAGUGAGGAUAAUUUAUCCUGAUCAUCGAGAUCUGACAUAACUAUAAUGAGGAAGUUUUUUGAUUCAUCUCGUCGGGAGUUGGUCAGUUCUGGACCUGGGUCUGGAGGGGGUAGCAGUGGAUCCAGCCAUGCAGGUGGCAAUUUAAUUGGACGUUCAUGUACUAUUGGGCGGCACCAAGUCACUAUUGAAGAAACAGUGGCCGAAGGGGGGUUUGCCAUUGUGUUCCUGGUACGAACCAGCCAGGGGCUCCGCUGUGCCCUCAAGAGGAUGUAUGUCAACAAUGAGCACGACCUGCAGGUGUGCAAGCGAGAGAUCCAGAUUAUGAAGGACCUGGUCGGCCAUAAGAACAUUGUUGGCUAUCUGGACUCUAGUAUCACCACUUGUGGAGGAGGAGAUGUGUGGGAAGUGCUCAUCCUCAUGGACUACUGUAAAGGAGGCCAGGUGGUGAACCUGAUGAACCAGCGUCUGCAGACAGGCUUCACCGAGGCAGAGGUACUGCAGAUCUUCUGUGAUACGUGUGAAGCCGUGUCUCGACUGCACCAGGGCAAGACACCCAUCAUCCACAGGGACCUUAAGGUGGAAAACAUCCUGUUACAUGAUAAGGGUCACUACGUGCUGUGUGACUUCGGAAGCGCCACCAAUAAGUUCCAGAACCCACAGACCGAAGGAGUGCCAGUAGUCGAUGAGGAAAUAAAAAAGUACACCACUUUGUCAUAUCGUGCUCCUGAGAUGGUAAACCUCUACAACAGCAAGAUUAUCACUACUAAAGCUGACAUAUGGGCAAUGGGCUGUUUGCUGUAUAAGCUGUGCUACUUCACUCUACCCUUCGGGGAGAGCCAGGUGGCCAUCUGUGAUGGCAGUUUCACCAUUCCUGACAAUUCCCGCUACUCCUACGACCUGCACUGCCUCAUCCGGUACAUGCUGGAGCCCGACCCUGACAAAAGACCUGACAUCUACCAGGUGUCCUACUUUGCUUUUAAACACGCUCGUCAGGACUGCCCUGUUCAGAAUGUUAAGAACUCUCCAAUUCCUGCUCAACUCCCUGAGCCAAUCAAAGCCAGCGAGGCUGCUGCAGCGAAGAAGAGCCAGAGCCAGACACAGAGUAAGGCCAGACUGACAGACCCCAUCCCCACCACUGAGACCUCCAUCACGCCCCGGCAGAGGCCCAAGGCGGGCCAUGCCCAGCCCAGCGCUGGAAUCAUACCCAUCCAGCCGGCUGCCCUCACCCCUCGCAAACGUGCCAACCUCCCUGCCGGGGGGGCCCUUCCUCUUGGAGUGAACUUAAACCUUGCCCAGCAAGUGGCAGCCCUCCAAUCACAGAAGGCACAGACCUCAGCUCCGCUUCAGCCAGCGACCGGCCAAUCACAUAACCCUCCCAGUGAGGCCACACCCCAGCUGGGUGGAAAGCCCCAGACUGGUGCUCAGCAGAAGCAGCCAGGACAGUUGCAGCCUAUCGCAGCAGUGGGAGUCCCACCUGUGCAGACCAAGGCGGAGGCACCGAGCACCCCUCAACAGGCCAUGCCUCCCCCGGUGGCCAGUCCUUCCCCUCAGAAGGCCCAGGCUCCGUCCAGCCCAGCCCCACCCAAAGCUCCAGCACGUCGUAAGCAGGCCAGCCAGGCCCAGCAGCAACCAUCCGCUCAGCCUACUCCAGCCCAACCUCUGGCUGCACAGCAGCCUACAGCUCGGCAGCAACCAGUUCCUCAACAACCAGUUGCCCAGCAACCAGUAGCUCAGACAGAAGCGGCCCAGAAGCCACCUGUCAAGACCCAGUCCACCCCUGCCGAGACCAGUCACAACACAGCUGAGACUGAGACGACUCCGCACCACUCUCCACAGGCAGCUGAGCGCACCCCGAGUAACGUUACCCAGAAUGCAGUCGGUGGGCUACCUGGAAGUGACUCCAGCCUACUACUGCAAGAGGCCACAGCAGAGGAUGACCUCAACCAGUUAAUAUCUGUCGGUACAACUCCACCCAAUUCCACCCGGUCCCUUCAGCAGAGUGUGUGUGAACCAGCACAAGACGGCAACUUCGCUGCCUUUGCCCAUUCCCCUACCCCUGGCCAAGCCACCGGUUCCCCCACGCAGCCCGCCUGGAACCCUUUUGGUGAUGAUGACUUCUCCAAUCUCAGUGCGGAGCAUCUGAUUAACAAAGACCUGGUUGAUGAACAGGCUGAUGACGUGGCUGCAGAAGCAGAGGUGGAGACGGCCCCCACAGAGGAACUGAUACCUGGCCUGCUGGAGGUCUCCUCUCCUGGGGAAACAACCCCCCAACCUGCUGUAGAGCAAUCUGAAGACAUCCUUGGACUGGAUAUAGGAGAGUCUUUGUUGACUGUUCCGGUCCCUUUCAGCACCCUAGCACUCUCAGACACUCCAGAGAAGCUUAUUGAGGGACUGAAGUCCCCAGAUACACACCACCUGCUCCCUGACCUCCUGUCCAUGGCUGAUCCCUUUGGCAGAACGGUGGUGGAGGCUGUUAAUGUAGUGGGUCCAGCAGAGAACUCUCUUGUGAGUCUGGACUCUCUGAUCCCUGGUCUGGAGGCUCCUGUGUCCCAGUCUGAGACGGACUCUACGCUGCUUCAUGAUCCCCUGCUUGGGGAGGACUCUCUGCUGUGUUGCUCUCUCAUCUCUCCCCCUUCUGGAGCCUCCUCUCUCUCCUCUGCUCCCGCUUCUGCUGGCGUUAGGUCUGUUCUGGAAGAGUUUGACCUGGCAUCUGGGGGUUCCACCCAGUUUCUGUCAGACUCCUCAGAUCUCCUGAUCCCAGGCUUUGAGCCUCCGCCCAGUGCAGAGACAGGCAUCGAGGAUGAGUUUGACCCCAUCCCUGUCAUGGCCUCCUCCCAAGUUUCAGGAGGCCACUCUCGAAGUAACAGUGGCAGCUCUGAGUCCAGCCUUCCCAGCCUGGCCCGCUCCCUGCUCAUGGUGGACCAGCUCAUCGACCUGUAGAGGGCGGUGGGGAGCCGGGACACUAAAGAGAGGGGGAGUGGGGGGAUGGAGAGACGAGGUAGAAGUAUUGAUGCUGGAGAGGAAAAUAGACCCCACCAUUAGUCGUUACACCCCUUCACCAUUCAUCACCAACGCUUGUUCCAUGGGAACUCCUGCUGUCAUUCCGAACGCACUGGGCCAUAGAGUUCUAGAACCAUAAUCAUUGUCCUGUCUGUGUUUGUCCCAUCAUGCCUCUGAUAUUGAUUCCCAUCAUGUCCACCACUUUUCUUCUUCCCCCCCUCUGCCCUCUCAUUUCAUGCUCUCACAGCAUUUAGGCCUAUGUUCUGUUGCCUUCUGCGGUCAUCAUGGAAAACAAGUUCAUGGCACACCGCUUCUAACUUUUGCGUUCAUGGCACCCUAACAAUAUAACUUUUGCUUUCACGACACACUAACUUUUUCUAGCUUUUGUAUUUGUCACUCUAACUUGAUCCAAGAGUUCUUCUUUCUGUAGACCAGGGUCAAAUGUUUCACCCUGUUUCACUCCUAUCUCUCUGGUCAGUCUUGUCCUGUAAGCAACCAGAUAAUUUGACUCUUGUUGUUAGUAGAUGUUGUUAUGGUGGACAAGUAGAUGUUUUGUCUCCUGCCUUUCUCCAGGGUUAUAUUUCACUAGGAUUAAUAUUUGCGCACAUUCGGUAACAACAAUAUCACAACAUUGAUUUCUUCUAAACAUUUUGAGGUGUACUGUAGAACGUUGAAAAAAUGGUUGUCUGUCUGCCAAUUUAGUUUUCCACAUUCCAGUGGCUGAGUUGUCAGGGAUUGUGCUUUAACCCUUAGCGUGAGGUAUCAUAGCCGGCGUGAUGGGAUAGAUGUCAUAUCUAAAAUGACUGAUUACUCCACCAGCUGGUCCAGAGGUUGAGCCUCUCUGUGGACACAUCCUCCCAGCUGCCAUUAGCAGAGCACUGUAAGAACCACCAGGCAGGUUACCUGUCUAUGGUCAAAAUGAGCUAGGAAGUUAUUCAAAAAAGUUAUAAGUUAGCACUAACAUAUUUUAAGAUUUUUUUAAUGCCUACAUUAACAUAAAUAUGGAGCUAACAUUCCCAAAGGAAGAAGCUAAGCUUUGAAAACACCAGCUUGGCUCGGGACUCAGCUGCACAUUGACAAGCAUUUGCUUGUUUUCCUCUCGUCAAUAUCAUCCCCUUCAUUUCAGCCUGUUUGUGCCCACGCACUCCUUUCAUUCUAUUCAAACAUGCAUUCCUACAGAAAGUCCAUUCCUACUUGUACAUAGAUCCUAUAUUCCAGUAAUUUAUCGGCCCUACAUAAUGUAAAUGUAUGUAUAUCUGCAAUACCCACAGACUCUGAUCCAGUGAUCAUACGUGUGGUUUCUCUCGUGUAAAAAGUUCAUGUUACAAAACAUGUAUGUCCUCUGUUACUCAUCGGUCAUCAUAGCUUACAUUGUGAAAAAAAGAUAUAGAAAGGUUUAUUUCAUAUAUAGCUUAUAAUAAAUGUGAAUAUGAAUAGAGUGUUAGAGAAUGAAUGUAUGAAAUUAAUAUCAGUAUAAAUAAAGAUUCAUAUAUUUAAAUAUAAUUCUUAAGAUGACUAUUAUCGACGAAUACUUUGUUUUUCCUGUGCAGCUGUGUUUUUCCCGCCAUAUUUCUCCCCAGAUUCCUAUUGUGACAUUAUCAAAACAUACAGUUAUGACAAUCUUAGCUUUGAUCUGUUGUUGAGGGUUGGGUAGGAUUUCUCCUUCAAGUAUUGUCUAUUAACUUGCCUUGACCUAAGGAGGGUUUUACUAGUUUGUUGUACAUUGGGACCACAACCCAGGGAGCUUUACCAUGUCUUAUACUGUACCAUACUUACUCACGCUGUACAAAGGCUGAGAACUACAGUCUUCGCUGAAAUAGUGCUCUACAAAGCCAUGCUUUCUCCACGCAGAUUUUACAUGAUCAAAAAGAUGCAUAUCGAAGCAUGACCGUGUUGUUGAAUGUUCUGUUCUGGUGUGUUGGUGUGUGAAUGUGUGGACAUACAGUAAUGGAACUCCUAGCCAGUCUGACUCGUUGGAUGUGAUGCGGUUGUGUUGUUGUCUGACCUCGCUGCAAUAAGUCACAUCAACAGUGAUGUUUGUGUUGACUUCGUCACAUUUGAAAAGCACAGGCCCUCUUAAAUAAGCGCUGAGUCACUCUGUUGCCAAUAGAGGAAGCCACUGUUUUUGAGAGUAGAGCACAUCUUUGUCUCUCUGAGUGGACCACUAGACUCAGUGAUCUGACUGAAUUAGAGGAAAGGAAUAUAUUGGUUAUCAGACAGAGGGACAAGCCCUACACAGGACUCAACACUAUGACCACAUACACGUCAGAUCCUAUGAAGACAGGAAUGCUCACUAUACAUUUCAAGGAAUUACAGGUAAUUGCUCUACUACAGUUUUCCAAACAAUGCAUGUCAAGCAACAACACUUAUUGGCAGUAUUCUGAAAUCCAAUGUUGUGCCACAUCUAUCUCAGGCUGAAGUUCACAUCUUAUCCCCUCCACUACUGUACAGUCUAGUCAUCUGCAGAUACUCAUGAGGCUAUUGACCUAUGCAAUCUUUGCUUCUUCCUGUUGAUACCACUGUGCUGUUGUUCUUGGUAAAGGUCUUGCCCUCCAGGUAGUUCAACUUGUGUUGUUGUGAAAAAGAGAGCCUUCAUGUUGCCCAGUUGUUUUUGCCAAAAGUGGAAAAAGCUGUUUCUGAUGACCAUUGUUCUCCUGAAUGUUCUGGAUCUCUGUCCGUCUAUAUGACACCUAAUCCUGCGUCAGCGCUGUCAUUUCUGUGUGCACCUUCUAUUUUUGUGAGACAAAGAAAGGGAUGUUGAAUAAACAUAUACAUGUGAAUGUA